GUUUAAAGUAUUGCCUGACCAGCUUUUCCUUGUCCAUUUACACCAGCAUGCGUCCCAUCAAGAACGUCACGGCCAUCGGAGCCUCGGGAACACUUGGUGCCAUCGCUUUGAAGAAGCUUCUUGAAGCGGGCAAGUUCAAUGUCACCGUCAUUAGACGUGCUGGGUCAACCUCAACUUUCCCUGCCAACGUCAAGGUUAUCGACGUUGACUACUCGUCUCUGGCAUCAUUGAAGUCUGCAUUUCAAGGGCAAGAUGCAGUCAUUUCAUUUGUCCCCACCUUUGCAGCAGAUGCCCAGAAGGCCUUUGUCGAUGCUGCCAUUGAGAGCGGAGUCUCUCGCUUUAUCCCUUCGGAGUUUAGUGCCAACCUCGCCAACCCCAAGGCCCGCACCCUCCCAACAUUCAUCCCCAAAGUCAAGCUUCAGGAGUACUUGAUAGAAAAGGCCAAAGGCUCUGGUCUCACAUAUACCUUCAUCUAUGGUGGCGGCUGGUUAGAUGCAGGCUCGCAUCGAAGUUUCCUCAUCAGCAGCACUGGCGACACAACCAAUAGGUACGAUGGUGGCGACGUCCUCUUCAGCGCAUCAACCCUAGAUACUGUCGCGGAUGCGAUUCUUUCGACUUUGGACCACCUCGAGGAGACUAGGAAUCGAGCUGUGCAUGUCCAUAGCCUUGUGACGACCCAAAACCGUCUACUCGCAUUGGCUAAGGAAGUAGCCCCCGAGAAAUCAUGGGACACAGUCGACUUCAAACUCGACGACUUGAUCGCUAAGUCUGACACGAGACUGGCGAAGGGGAUCACCGACUUUGAGACGUUCGCUCCGUAUAUCCUCCGUGCCAUCUUUGAUCCUGAUUUCGGUGCUUAUUAUGAGAAGACUGAUAAUGAGCUCUUGGGGAUCAAGGAGGCAUCAGACCAGGAGGUUAGGGAGAUUAUCCGAAACCUACUGAAGCAUUGAAAUGAGUGGAAUGGUUUCGCUGCAUUCGCUAUGUAUAUACAGAAUUCGCUAGGCGUCCAAAACUCCACCGUCCCGCCUAAUACAUGUCUUAUAUAGAUAACUUAACGC
Aspergillus homomorphus CBS 101889 is the source of this 1058-nucleotide messenger RNA. RefSeq names its product aromatic alcohol reductase. Gene Ontology annotation, molecular function: oxidoreductase activity. Bases 48 to 950 code for a protein of 300 amino acids. The transcript has a single exon. The record is from RefSeq and is a predicted model, not a curated record. NCBI's taxonomy places the organism in Eukaryota, Fungi, Ascomycota, Eurotiomycetes, Eurotiales, Aspergillaceae.